This is a messenger RNA of Geodia barretti, 1095 nucleotides long. NCBI's taxonomy places the organism in Eukaryota, Metazoa, Porifera, Demospongiae, Tetractinellida, Geodiidae. The record is from the annotation of a GenBank genome assembly.
AUGACCAUCACAGGACGAGGCGUCGUGGCGCGUCGCGCUGGAGAACCGGCACACGUGGAAGAAAUUCUCAUUGAUCCGCCGGGACCGGGCGAGGUGCUGGUUCGCGUGCAGGCCAGCGGUGUGUGCCACACCGAUCUGCAUUACAAGCUGGGCAGCGUCGGCAAUGAUUUUCCGUACCUGCUCGGCCACGAGGGCGCCGGCAUCGUCGAGGCCGUGGGUGAGGGCGUCACCGCCCCGGCAGUGGGCGAUUACGUCAUCCUGGCAUGGCGUGCGCCAUGCGGCAAUUGCCGUUUCUGCGCCAUCGGCCAGCCGCAUCUCUGCGCCGCCAGCCUCAACGCCGAGCCGCGCAUGCGGACGGCAGACGGCGUCACCCUCAGCCCGGCGCUGGGUAUCGGGACAUUCUGCACGCACACCGUCGUGGCCGCUCGGCAAGCUGUGCCCGUGUCCACCGAAUGUCCGCCGGUGCAGGCUUGCUUGAUUGGUUGCGGCGUCAUGACCGGCAUUGGUGCCGUGCUCUAUACGGCAUCCGUGAGGCGCGGCAGCACCGUUGCCGUUUUCGGCUGCGGCGGCGUCGGCGCCAGCGUGAUUCAGGGCGCCAGGAUUGCUCACGCCGCCAAGAUCAUCGCCGUUGACAUUGCCGAGAACAAGCUUAACUGGGCUCGCGAGUUUGGCGCCACGGACUUGGUGAACGCCCGCGACGGCGACCCGGUGGCAGCAAUCAAGGAACUGACAGGCGGUAACGGCGUCGAUUUCUCCUUCGAGGCGAUUGGCCGACCCGAAACCUUGCUGCAGGCCCUGUGGGCGCGCGAUCUCGCCGGCACGUGUGUGCUCAUUGGCGUGCCGGACCCGACGAUGCGUCUGGACCUGCCGAUUCAGCAAUUCUUCGGCUUGGGCGGCGCACUGCGGGUGAGCUGGUACGGCGACUGCCUGCCGUCGCGCGAUUUCCCCAUGCUGGCGGAUUGGUACCGGCGCGGUGACCUCGACCUCGACCGGGCUGUCACGCGGGUCAUCACGCUCGACGAGACGGAACCCGCCUUUGAGGCCAUGGAGCGGGGCGAGACACUGCGCUCGGUCGUCCAUCUCCCCGACGAUUAA